GCCUUGGUCACACAGCUCACUGUGCCUGGCCUGCAAGGAGCCAGGAGCAGAGCACCAGCAUGGGCCCAGGGGCCAGCGCGCUGAGAGCCGUCCUCCUCCUCCUGGAUGUUGGAGGAGCUCAAGUGUUGGCAACUGGCAAGUCUGCCGGGGCUGAAAUUGACAUCAAGUACGCCCUCAUCGGCGCCUCGCUGGGCGUCGCCAUCGCUGCCGGCUUCCUGGCCCUGAAGAUCUGCAUGAUCAGGAGACACUUGUUCGAUGACUACUCCUCAGACCUGAGAAGCACACACCAGGUCCCCAACGGUGAGGGACCGGCCCGGGAAGGCACAGUGGCCCAGGCAGCCUCCCAGCGAGAGGCGCUGAGGGGACCUCCGUGGCACUGGCUAGAGAAGGACCAAGCCUGCAGUCCCCGAGCACAGCAGCCGACAGGAGACGCCGUGCCCUUGCUGUGCCCGCGUCUCUCUCUGCGUCUGCUUCUGUCUCCUCUGUCUCUCUGUCUCUGUCUCUCUGCCUCCCUCUGUACUUUUCAUUCCGCUCUCAGUAUUCCUGAGAAUUGAGUUUCCUGGAGAAAGGCGGCAAGACGAGCUGCAGCUGGGUUCAGUCAGAAAUUUCUAUUCUCUGUCCACACGAUGGAAUCAGACAGAAUCGGCCUCGGGCGGAGUGGGGCUGGUCUCAGUGCGGGUCGGUGGUGGUGGCAGGUGCUGUCCACACUGCUUACGCGGUCGAGUGGCAUCAUUCUGUUCCCGUGGAUCGGGUGAGUCCCGCUCGGACCAGUGUCAGGCCGGGUGACGCACGGCUGGCCCCGUGCCCCGCAGUGCAGGGAGUGGCUCCCAGGCCGGUGCCCAGCAGCCAGUCUUCAGGUUUCAUCAGCAAAAUGCAACGUUGACUGGCAUCCCCUCUCUCUUAAGGUGUCACCACAAAAUCAUCCUGUGUCGUGUUACACUGCUUAAGGCAACGAUGACGCAGUUUCGCAGAGAUCCUGAGAUGCAAGCGUGUCCCGUUGCACAAGGGGCUUGAUCUGGCAUAGGAGUUUGUUUACCAUGGAUUUUGUGUCCCUGUAAAUAAAGGGGAGGAAACAGCCUCUUUCCCCACGCAGUCAGGCCCCGCAUCACUUGAGGACAUCAGUGAGCUAGAGCCGCGAUCCCCAGCCUUUUUGGUACCAGGGACUGGUUUCACAGAAGAUGAUUUUUCCACAGACCAGGGUUGGGGGACGCGGGGAGCUCUGUGGCCCGGUCCCCCGGUGGGGACUGCAGAACUAGAGGGCCUGGGAGCUGCAAGUCCGGGGGCCGGGGAGUGGGGAGGCGAGGGCUCUAGGAAAGAGCCCUCCUGCCUAACGCCCGCUUUCUCCGUCUAGACGCCAUGCUGCUGAAGAAGAGAGCUCCAAGGCUAAACCUCCAUUUGUCUGAAAGAGAUGCACGAGUGAUUGAGCUCUAGGUAACGGUUCCAUCAGGAGGGGUCCAGCAGUGUAGACGACCACUCGCAAGCAGUCACAGCCUCAGGACGCCUAGAAUUCGAACACCCGUGGCUGGUGAUAGACCUUCAUAUGGACUCAAUACUGGAGGCAAGUAAUGGAAGGAACAGAACCUACUGUCCCUGUGUCCUCAAGGAAAAUGCCGCUCCUCUUCUGCAAGAAGCUGGCUGCACAGAGGGAGGCCUGAGUGCUUUAGCCAGCAGUAAGAAAAGACCAAAACCAAAAAAUUCACACCGCCUGUCAGAGUCCCCUGUGUUGGAGCUGGUCAUGCUUCUACGAUGGCAUCGUGUUCAUGUCAGUGGAACCUACUUACAGCAAAUGGCUCAUGGAAAUGGGAAUCGAACCCAAGCCACAACUUCCUGAGCACUACCAUCUCAUCAACAGCUAAGCGGCACUUUCUAGAACCAUUGGCCUCACCUUCUUAGCUUCCAGGAAAAUCCUAUAUUAAAGACAGACCCUGUGAACACCCAGGAGCCCUGAAACAUGGGGACCGUGAGACGGUCUCUAGUCCUGUCUGUGAGAGUCUGACCUGGAGGGGAAUGGCAGGUGGGGCAGUGAUGGGAAGGGCCCAAUGGUCAUGACUGGGCCUACAGCUCUGCAGACCUUCCAGUGACGGCGCCCACAGGGGCUGAGUGAGGAAGCAGAUGCCGGGCCUUGUACAGAGCUAUGCACGAAAGCUGUUAUUGCUAUCCUUACGUCAUUACUUUGCGGUUAUUAUCACAACUUGCAUAGCUUUUGCAGGAAGGACACAAAUGGCAGAGGCCCAGGAAACCCAUGUCCUUCAAUUAUUGCUGUCAAACUAGGGUUCUGUGGUAUAGACCCCACGAACAUUCCUCUCGCCCGUGAUCCCAGCCUGUAUUUCUGGGACCGCGUCAUGGAAGACUCCUUGCCCUCUCAUCAGCAGAGACUGCAGCAGUUCUCCUUGGACUGGGCUAUCCUCCUCACGUGUGACGAAAGAGGAGCAGUAUUUCAACACGGAGCGCUGCGUUAUCGUAAUGUGCCUGGAUUCCCAGGGCGUCUUUCAUCUGACUUGGUAACAAUGUUGUUCAUUAGCGGCCUUUGUUAACUGAUAACCGAAAGUGGUGAUGUGACGUUCAUAAGCAAUUUUCUGUGUGUAACAUAGAAUAAACCACCGUGUAAGGGAUCUGCUAAUUGAUUUGCUUCCUUUAGCAGCAUUUUAAUUAAGACAUUUGGUUUGUGAGCGGCAGGAGCAUUUCGAACUGAAGGUGAGUGCUCCAGAACCCAGAACUGUGGGUCCUCUCCCCGGCUCCACCUCGUGCCAUAUUUUCCUGGCACCACCAUGGGACUCUGGUUUUGUUUCAGCCCCACACAAGGUUUCCUGUGUGAAAAACAGAGAAAUACGCUGAAGACCAGUGUCCUCGCCUCAGGUGGUAAAGGCUGAUGUCAUCUGGGAGGCAGAAUAUGCUGGGGACCCUUGGCACUGAGGUCUCCCUAGCCGGUGCCCCAAACCCAAGCUCAGUGGCUUCCUUCUGGGAGUCCUGCCACAGCCGUGGAAGCUCUCUGAAGCCCCUCUUCACAGCCCCUGCCCAGAGCAGCUCCUGGGGACAGGGGCUCCAAGGGGAAGCUCUUGGAAGUGACUGGCAGCCCCAACAAGCCACUGUGUCUGCAGGUGCAGUGUCUGGUGUCAGGGCCGUUCGGACACUGGUGCCUCACCCCGUGGUUAGGGAGUGUGCGAGCAGAGGGGGGGCUGGGAUAACCCCUACUCUCUCAGCCCCGUAGGCCCUGGGGCCUCCAAAACACAUACUGUUCCCCACCCCCUACCCACCCACACAGCAUGAGGAACACCAUGGCCACAGACAAGGGGACAAAUGACUCUCAAACACCAUGCUGCAGAUGGCAACAGCCAGCCAGGAUCUGACCGUAUGGCCAUGGUGUGGGGCCUGCAGGACUCAGGACCAGGAGGAGGGGAAGGUGAGGCAGGAGAGGGUUAUCUGGCAAGGUCAAUAAAUUAAAACUCAUCUAUAUAUGUAUCAAUCUAUAGAUCUAUAAAUUAAAAAUAUGUUUACCUUGAAUCUAUAAAUUAAAAUCAAUACAUUAACA
Lemur catta (Ring-tailed lemur) is the source of this 3529-nucleotide messenger RNA. It is a transcript of the gene TMEM273, whose product is annotated as transmembrane protein 273. The record is from RefSeq and is a predicted model, not a curated record. Lineage: Eukaryota; Metazoa; Chordata; Mammalia; Primates; Lemuridae. The coding region runs from base 60 to 554 and encodes 164 amino acids. The transcript has 5 exons.